This is a messenger RNA of Varroa destructor (honeybee mite), 4754 nucleotides long. RefSeq lists its product as uncharacterized. NCBI's taxonomy places the organism in Eukaryota, Metazoa, Arthropoda, Arachnida, Mesostigmata, Varroidae. The record is from RefSeq and is a predicted model, not a curated record.
UUGACAUAUUUAAACCAUAAUCACCUCUAUGUUUAGUCUCUUUAUGGCAAAUAGCACUAUUAUACGAUAUGUGUGCUAUCAUUAUUCUAAAUGAAUUUAUUGUACAGCAGUGUUAUUAAAGUUACAUGUGCGUCUGACGAUCGUGGGGCUCUAGGAUGUUUCUAAGAUACUUCUCGUAUCGAGUGUUUGUCAAUAAUUCUCGGUCGCGUUAACGAAGAGAGCGGAUAAAUACUCAAGUGUCAACAGGGAGGUGAAGGCGAUACUUCGUACCAGCGAUGUUGGUAGCGAUCGUUGUAACGGCAGCUCACCGAACGUGCGGUUACCCUCUUACUAUCUGUCUGCUAGGGUCUUCGAUGAGCAAUUCUCCCCCCAAGUAGGGGCUUCGCGCUCGAACGAUAAAAGCGUGACUAACUCGCAACUACAAACUGGCUCUGCCUUUCUGUACACGUCUAUACCACUACGACUUGAUCGCGUGAUUUUAAUUAAUCGCUGGACUGCCAUGCUAUAGCUAUACUACCGCUGACUGCCUCAAAUCUCCCACUAUAUGUAUGUACGACUGAACCGUGAUGGACAAAAAUCGCCUUGCUGCCGUCUUCUCUAUUCCUAUUACAGUGCUAUGGCACACUCAGUCGCUAUCGUGUAAUAGUUAUGGUUCUAAUAGCGGCAUUAGCGCUCCACCGACACGGCCCGUGCCGGCUGCAGAAUCACGACUAAAUUUCCUCUUUCGUUUUCGAACGCGCGAUCUAUGGUUUACGGAACUCCCAUAACUCGAGCAGUGUGCGCAUUCAUCUAAAAACACGCACUCAUAAACAGUGCCGACUUCUUACAGAACUCGAACGUUGGAUAACUGUAAUGGUAAUAUUAUCCCCGGCCAGGAUAGCAGAGACGAACAAUACGACGAUAAAAAAAAAAAGGAACUGUCGUUUCUAACAGCAGCAUCAGCUAUAAUCUCAUCUGUAAGAGCAACGGAGUCGGCUGCUUUUACUAGCUGAAUAGAGCACGGUGCGUUGAUCAGAAUCAGCUCAGCUGAAUCGAAGCGACCUUAACAACGCCAGUCUUAACGACCGGCAUCAAACAAUACCAGUAGAUGCUCCAUCUUCUGUGGCUGCCUGCACCGCAAUAGCAAACGCGCGCCCCCAUAUUGCGCUACGACCACUGAGGUGAUACUAACAACCUCGGCCACGACAGCUGAACGUUUUCUUCACAUCGUUGCAAUCAUUGGCAAUCCGAUCGACUGCUGACGAUACCAAGCACCAGCAGCAACGAAAGCGGCAGCUACUCGAGAAGAUAUCAAACUGCUGUUCACCCUGCGAAGGCAUCCAGUGCUCUCUUUAAUCCACUUAUCGCGAGUAACAGUAUUGUUUUGCUGGGAAAAAAAAAGAGAUAAGGGGCUUGUGGCUGCGAAAUGUGUUUGAGAUCGUGCCGGGGCAGACGCAAAUGCACGGUCAGCGUCGUCGAUCAUUAAGACUGACGCUGCAAACGCCAGACUCUUAAUACUGCCAAAAGCGGCUUCACUGUUGACGCCGCUGCCUCUGACAACAAUUAUAGCACGGCACGUUCCGCCGCGCGAGGCUGCUGUAUGGCGGGUAUAACAAAACGGUCCCAGGCGGCGGCGAAUAGUCACCCCAACGAGGAGCAAUUUUCGGUCGCAACAGCUGCUGUUAGAAGCUCCGGUAACGACAGCAGGAGCUCGGAACUAGAAAGACUAUGGCGGACCCAGCACUUCCGCAAGGCGGUGCUGGACUCUAUGUUGGUCAGAAUGAAACAUCGAGGUUAGUAUUAUCCUUUUUUAGCGUGCGAAAUCUUCACAAACGAGAUCAGUGCCAUGGAGAGCCAAACAAGUCAUUAAACAAUGAAAGGGGACUAUGCAGAAAUCAGCAACUGUCACAUUCAUGGCAAAUCCAUGCACCUGUGAUAUUGGCUAUACUGGUAACUCUGUUAGGCAGUCAUGUAAGGGUCAGUUACGCAGCUACGGUUAAAAUCGAUGCGAUCCCGAAACGCGUGAUCGUAAAUUACGGUGACGAAACACAGGAGAUCACUUGUACCUAUACCCUGAUACAUGACGGCCAUUUGCCAAACGACAGCUACAACAACGCCAGAAAGGACAACCAAUUGAAAGGUCAUGGGAGCGAAGACAAGGACAAAACUGAUGCGGCCGCAGUUACUGACAAGGGAAAGAGUUCCGGCGAGGCUAACGAUAAUGCAACCAAGAUAAAUGUACAUUGGAAUGGUCCUAUAGAAGCUAAUGCCGAAGACGGUAUUGUCGAUUUUAAUAAGCAAGCUAAUAGCGAAGUUGACAGCGGAACGUCGAAAUCAGCCACAAUCAUGGCUACCCAACACCCAAGAAUAGCCGCGGCUAAGCUUGAUAAAAUACCUAACUUUAUCAACUUGAAGCUGUACGAUGACAAUCUUGAAGGCGUCGUUAUGAUUCGAAAGCAGAACUUCCGCCUACUGCACAGUCAUCCCCUUGAACUCAAGUUCCAAUUGAAGAACGUCAAACAGUCGGCGAAAUUUAGCUGUGAACUGAGUUCGACGGACGUUCUUCCAGCCCGCGAUGAGAUCCAGGUUUACGUACGAACGACUGACAAGUGUAGCAGCACAUUUGGCCAAUGUAGCUCACGGAGUCGUACAACUAUGUGUGUCGACGAGCAGUACUGCGUUUGCUUGAACAAAUAUCAGAGGAAACACGGACCAGGUCGGGAUGUUCAGGAGUGUCGACCAAUUGUGCGGGCCAGUCGCUGCUAUGGUCAGGAUAAGCACAGACAUCGCCGGUGUACAUUCACUCGCAAGAUCGCCAUGGAGUCGUACAAAAAAAUCAAUUCGAAUGAUCGCAAACAAUUCAAUGUGUCCACGGCCAUACUUAUCGAUGGCAACUACUACAUAUCGGAGGGCGUCGAACGCGAUUGUUACAUCUGUACCGAAGCUGAUCCCUCGGCACGAUUUAUGACGGCCCUGAUGGUAACCUUUCUUGUACUGAUUAGCGGAGCGAUGUCAGUAGUCGGAGUCGUGAUACUCUAUGAUUGGUGGAAGCGUCGCCGGGAUCUUAUCGAGCUUGAAAGGGAGCAUACGGAACAGAACGCGAGUACUUUCGAUGCUGAGGCUGUUCGCCGGGCCGCAGAGGACCGCCCACCGUCGUAUCUUGAGACACGCCGAAGCGAUUUACACCUCGCUGGUCCGCCACCCCCAUCGUACGAAGACGUGUGUAAGGGGGCAUCUGGAGGCGGAGAUUGUGAGGCUAGAACGCCAAAUACGUCGCGAACUAGUUCUUACGACCGAGUUUUUGGUUCAAGGCGGAUGACGACGUUGUCGCCGCCGUCAGCACUAACAGGUCAUCUAGGUAAUCUGCAGUAUGCGGUCAGCGUCUCUCGUCUUGCCAGUGACCUCACCAGCAGUGUCCCGGACUUGGAAACAAUUCAUGAACGGCGCAUAUCUCUGUAAACGUUGUACGGGUUGUGCUUGCGUACGCUAAACUUUUGUUGUUACAUGUGAGACAGUUACGGAACAGAAGUCUCCUAUCGAAUGCUGGUAAUGUUUCACGGUAUGGGAAUAUAUGGCGAGCAUCAGGUGAUAAAAUAUCUAUGUAGAAAGUUAAAAAUCUAAAUAAAUAAAUAACUAAAAUAGUUAUAGAGCUAUGUUUGAUAUUUGUUUGGAUAGAUCUAUCAGAAUGUGCAUCUGUGUGCGAGCAUUUCUGAAGCUGCAAAAGGUCGCUUCAUUCAAACUGUUUUGUAUAGAUAUGUUUUGUGCGAUACGUCAAUAAAGUACAUCGAAAAAAAUAGGAUUUGAUGGCUGUAUCACAUCGUGCUUGUUAGAAUAUUAAGCUUAAUAUAAGGAUUUUAUUAUUCGUUCAAGCGCUAGUUAAUUGGAGGUGGAGCUAAGCACCCCAACAAGGAAUACAGUUGGACACGCUGUUCAGCGGUCAGAGAAAAUCGAUCCGGCAAUAGCAAAACUAAUACAACAGUCCAGCAAGAUACUUAUACACCUCAUAACAAUGUUUCUGUGAAAAAUUAUUAUGCUUCGCUAUGCAUUUUACCCGAUUAGGGAAAAAACCAAUUCGUCGAGCAAUCGGCUUUACCAGUAUCUCUCUUUCGUCUUAUCUCUAAUAGAAGUACCUUUGGAAGUCACCGAUUCAUUCACAGUUACGGGAAAUACGUAGCGCGCAGCUCACGACAACGCAACCGAGUUGCCUUUGCAGGACAAUAGUAUCAAAAGCACCGCGUAGAAAAUGGCCCGACGCUUCAAACGUCUAAAGUCUUUACGUAAACGUCUCUCCGCACGCCCCCCAGCCCUUUUUUAACUAAUCGUGAUGGCGAAAUGAUGUUGGCUAUAUACUAUCAUAUGCUGAAUGAUGGAUGAGUUAUUUAGUACAACAGAAUUUAGACCUUCGGCAUGGCAGUGAAAUAAGAAAAAGAAAAAAAGAAAAAAGUGGGAGCAGAACUGAUCUUUCCCAAAGAGGUGGUCGUGUCGCUUGCGGGGCCAUGUGAGAUGCGGCCAUAGAACCACGAGGCACGUACAUUCAUAAGUCGUCCAUUAUAACGAAAGCACCUGAUUAGUGUUUGCAUUAGAACGGCGCUUAUGUCAUGUUACGGCAGCUGCGAUACGAGGUGUAAGUCAUGAUAUAUUUAUUAUGAAUGCCAUGACAUAUGACGAAUGAUAGAGAACAAAAAAUAAGGCCCGGAGACUGACUUGAACGAUGAAGUGAGCCGCAAUGGCUACACGAUAGCAAGAGCACACGUGAUCGAUAGAGCAGUGCUAGA